Messenger RNA from Didymella exigua CBS 183.55, 1015 nucleotides. RefSeq lists its product as uncharacterized. The coding region runs from base 106 to 939 and encodes 277 amino acids. The transcript is spliced from 2 exons. The record is from RefSeq and is a predicted model, not a curated record. Lineage: Eukaryota; Fungi; Ascomycota; Dothideomycetes; Pleosporales; Didymellaceae.
CACUGCGAUCGACCAAAUGCAGUAUACGGCUCACUGUUUCCCCUCUCUCAAAAUCAAACUCAAUCUCACCCUUUGCUCUACUACAAUCUCCGUCGACCAUCCAAAAUGAAAGACUCAGGACCCUUCAUCUUCUAUGACAUCGCGUCGCCCAUUGAGCCACGCUCAUAUGCACCAAACCCUUCAAAAGGCCGUUUAGCGUUGUCUUUCAAAGGCGUACCGUUCGAGACCACCUUUGUCGAGAUCACCGAUAUCAGUAAGGUCCGCAAGGGUCUUGACUGCCCCGCUACUCGCACGUUCGACGAUGGCUCCGAUUACUACACACUACCCAUGCUACAAGCCCCCUCAGGCGAGGUAAUCGGCGACUCAUUUGAUAUUGCCAACUACCUCGAGGACACCUUCCCAGACUCAGGCAGCCGUCUCUUUCCCCAGAACUCGACACGCACGGGACUCGACUACGAGAGCCCACAGAAAGACACCACCAUAAUGAUUCCGAUAACUACCAAUAAAGGUAAGAAUAAUCAGGACUACGCCCGCUUCAACUGGCACGUCGAUGUGACCUUCACUCAACACGUGCUCCUCGUCGCGUACUACAUGCCCUUCAAUCCCGCGACAGAAGAAGCUACGAGAGAAUGCUUCCUCAAGCGCGCGAAGAUGGAUUCCUGGGAGCAAUUUAAAGUCGAGGGCGAGAUGAGGGAGGGUAUCAAGGCGUCGUUCAAGGAGUCACUUACCUCGCUUGCUAAGCUGUUCACGGUGAAUGAGGAUGGGCCGUUUCUUGAGGGCAACGAAGCAAACUACGCGGACCUGAUUGUGGGAGGAUGGCUUAAUAUGUUCUCAGAGUGUAUGCCGUCGGAGGAGUGGAAGGACUUCAGGACGUGGCAUGGUGGGGUUUUCGCGAGACUGCAUGAUGCCCUGCAUGAAAAUUACUAUGUCUGCAAAUAGAGCAGAUGCGAAUUUUCGAGAUCAAAUCAUUAGAUCUCUGGAAGUUCCAGUCAAUUCGAAAGAAAAUCAUACGGAC